This is a messenger RNA of Parathielavia appendiculata, 453 nucleotides long. RefSeq lists its product as uncharacterized. The transcript is spliced from 3 exons. NCBI's taxonomy places the organism in Eukaryota, Fungi, Ascomycota, Sordariomycetes, Sordariales, Chaetomiaceae. The coding region runs from base 102 to 404 and encodes 100 amino acids. The record is from RefSeq and is a predicted model, not a curated record.
CUUCUCAUCUCUCGACAGUUCAGGUAUCCUAGGUACCAAACUGACUUCCGGUACACGUCUUGUUACCAGCAAACAGGGGCCCACAGGAUCCGUCCGUCGAGAUGCCCCCAAUGUCCGGGUCGCAGUUCCCGGACGCGCAGUUGCCGGGACCGCAGAAAUCCCCGUGGGAGCACCGGGACCGCCCGACAUUGUCGUGGGCGUGUCCACUUUGGCGUAGAUCUGGGAGUAAAGACAUCAAGCACUGUAUUCCAUCCACCACCACAUCUCGUUGCCGGAUCGCCGUCGCAUGCAUGAUCGCACCCCAUGGAGCGGUCGUGUUGCUGUUCAGUCUGGCUCCGCACCAGCACUCGUUGCCGUUCUCGAGGCCAAAGACGCCCAAGCCCUGGCCGGAGCACGUCGACUAGUAUUUCUCAACGGUCAAAUCGAUAAAGGUUUGGUUGCUGUCAGGCAGCG